AUUCUUUUUUCUGCUCGUGAUUGAAUAACGAAUGCCUUGAUCAUCGGACGAUGGUGAAUGCCACUCGGGCUGCCAUCAUCGUAUCGUUCAACGAGCAGUUCACGUGCUUCAAUUGCUUCGAAGGAUGAUGAACGUGAUUGUGGAACGACAGUUUGAUGAAACGAAUCAGAUUAGUCUGUUUUAUUCUAUGGACGAUCGUGGGAAAGAAAUCCCGGGUGGAAUUAGAGGGUUGCAGGUGGAACGAGAAGAUCAAACGAUGGAAUCGAAAAGGAUGGUAUUGGACCCCAAGGUCACGAGUCUGCAUAGUGAUUACGGAAGCUUCGAUCGACCAUUGGGCGCCGGAGAGGGCCACGAGAGGGACGUCGAGGCGGCGGUUGAUGGAAGUAGCAACGGUAUGGCACAGUCGAGCGACGUUUAUCAACGGCAGCCGUUAUUACCUGGUGCACCGACCAAGGGCAAGGAUAAGUGGUCCGGCGUGGCAUCCGGCUCCGACUAUUACGUGGACGACGAAGACGAGAAGAUCGACAGUCUUGGCCGGCACCCUGGCAUACCAAAUGGCUCCGGGAACGGUGUCGUUAAACUCGACAUACCUGCACCACUUCGAGAAGAACCUCGUUUUCCUAAAGAGAAAUGGAAAACGUUCCUUGCAUUUCUAUUCAUGGUCGUGAACUUCAUAUUAACCACCGCGUCCCUCGCAAUGGUGCACGAACGGGUUCCGGAUCGAAAUACAUACGGACCGCUCCCGGAUGUAGUGUUAGACAAUAUUGCCGCUCAGGAUUGGGCCCUUAACGUGUCGGAAGUUUUGAUUAUGAUAUUGUCCAAUUCAGCGAUGGUUUUUAUUAUUUUUCAUAAACAUAGGUUUAUCGUUGUUAGACGAAUAUUUCUCUUGAUGGGAUUGCUGUACUUGAUGAGAAGUAUCACGAUGUACGUGACAGUACUGCCUGUUGCCAGUAAAACGUAUUACUGCAGCCCAAAAGCAAACAAUACCAGUCCUUUACUCGUUACAAAAAGGGUUUUGCAACUCAUUUCUGGCUUUGGCUUGUCUAUAAACGGCAAGCAUACUUAUUGUGGAGAUUACAUUUACAGCGGUCAUACAGUCGUGCUUGUACUUAGUUACCUGAUUAUCAAAGAAUAUUCUCCGAGAAGAUGUCAACCAAUACAUUGGCUAGCGGGCAUUAUUGUUCUUAUUGGGGUAAUUAUGGUCUUGGUAGCUCAUGGACAUUAUACCGUAGAUGUCUUUAUAGCAUACUAUGUAACUACACGCUUAUGGUAUAUCUAUCAUACGUUAGCUAAUAAUUCACAUCUUAAGCAAUACGAACCAAACAACUUUUUGGCCCGACUCUGGUGGUUUCCUAUCUUUAAAUAUUUUGAGAAAAACGUGGGCGGCACGGUGCCACGACAAUACGACUGGCCUUUACCCUGGCCUCGACGAUUCCUUGCCAAGCACCCUAAUCGGGACAGUUAAUGUCUGUCUCUGAUUUCAUGAUAGAGGCUGUCAAACAACGGAGUUACUUUGUUGUAAUUUAUGUAUAUAUAUAUAUAAAUAUAUAUGUAUACGUACCUAGGCAUAUAAAAAUGUGAAGAUAAAGCUUUACUAGAAAGUGGUGCGAGAGAUCUGUGUGCAAGUUUUCGUCAUUAUUGAUGAGUAAAUUCAAUUUCGAGAUGUAAACUUGCGGUGUUCACUUCUUUAAGAAAGAAAGGAAAAGAAAAGAAAAGAAAAAGACAAAUAUAACAACUAUGAUGAAAACUAUGAUAAAAAACAUGAACGAUAGUGAAAACAAAUGCUUGUACCGUCAUGUUCGUUAUCGUCCAAUCGCGAAACCUAUUUUUUUCUUGAUUUUGAUACGACUUAUACAUACAAUGUAAGAGGCUAGAUAAAUGAUAGAUCGAGAUAUUUAGUCUCACGAUGAAUUCAUGUAGAGAUGGAGGUAUUCGAAAGUUACCAACAAAGUAGUGUAUAAAAUAAAAUGCUAGAUAUCUCUAUUUUCAGAUACUCCAAAUGUGAAAUACUUAGAUGUAAAAAAAGAAAAAAAAAAAAAAAAGAAAAAAAAAAAAAAAAAGAAAAAAAAAAAAAGAAAGGAAUUAUGCUACCGUACCGUAAUUCGGUUAAGUGUAGUAAUGCAAAAACUGUCUUGUUGAACGUAGCAUUAACAAGCAAGAGGCGAAUUUUUUUGUAAUCUUUUUCAUUUGAACAACGAUACGUAUUGGAAAAUUAAAAAAUGAAAAAAAGAAAAAGAAAAAAAAAAGAAAAAGGGUGUUGCUUCGAUAAAAAUAAGGUAAAAAAUAAAAAAAAUAGUGAAUUUUUGAUUGCCGCGAGACUUUCCUCUGAUUAAUCUAUUCGAAAUACGUUCUAAUCUUUCAACUUCCAAAUAACCAAAACGAUGUUCUUUAUAUUUACUACACGGCGGUAUGCCUUAUUCCGAUGAAAGUCAAUCGAAUCGCAAUUUUCGAAUUGUUAAAUCGGUCAAUUAUUGUUCGUUUUCUACUUUAUAAUUUUUCAUGUCAAUUUUCCCUCGAAAUUGGAGCCUUUUUUUUAAAUGAAUAUUUUUUAUCGCAGAAGCAGUUAGUGAAAGAUUGGCAUAGUUUUAAAAUUCAACCGAUGAUCGUGCAAUUUCGUGGGACCAAAUACAAAGAGUAGUCGGAAAAUGUACUACUUUUCGAGUAGCGAUCGUGAGUAAUUUUUUUCGUGAUGACAAUAGAAUACUCGUAUAGCCAUAUAUUAAAAAGCUCUCAAAUGUUCAGGUUUUUGCUCUAUUUUUUAGAUCAUGAUUUUAAGCGUCUUUAUUGGCGCUUUGGCAUCGCAAUGUGUUCUCUUCGAUUGAUGAAAUUUAUCUGCGAUCACACGAUUGAGAAACCAAGUGUAUUACGUGUGCAUGUUAAUGAAAUUCGUAAUUCCUCGGAAUAAGGUCGUCUUUAUAAUCUACACAUACCAGAUGUUGUCACGUACGCGUGAAUGAUAUUAAAUCAUUUAAAAAAAAAAACUCGUGUUGAUGCUAAUAAAACCUCAGAAGAAAUCUUAUAAAAUAAAAUCUUUCAAAGAAUGUUCUCUAAUAGUUCAUUUUUUGCACGAUUUUAUUUUGUUCUUCUAUCAUCUUGUAAAUUCGUAUUAGUAAUUCCUUAUAUGAUUGUUGCUCCGAUCUAAUCGUCAGAGCAAUUUUUAAUUUCAUUAUAAUAUUUCUUCAAGGUAAAUAGCACAAAAUCAUAGAAUCUCUAUAAUGAAAAGAUGUAAAGGAAAAAUGUUUUAUAUAAAUUCUCAAUUAUUCAAAAGAGAUUGAGAAAUAAUUGAAAGAUAAAAGAAAAAAAAAUUGGAAAUUAUUUUUUGUUGCGAUAGAAAGCGUUAAGCUUACAAAGUCUGUGAAUAGUUUAAGUAACAUUGCCGGCGAUUUGUUGUCUUAUGCACAUACGAUUUAUUGUUAAUACUCCUCGUGUAUAAUCCUCGUUAUUCGUUAUACGAGAUGUCUACAUUCAAAUAAUGCAUGUUCGUUUUGGAGUGGAUGCAAAUAUAAAUACGGUCGAUGAUCCUAUUUUAAAUAUCUUUUUUUUUUCGACAUGCGCGCGGUCGAACGAAUUUGACGACGCAAGAAGAAAAAAAAGAGACAUUCGCGACCAAGCGAAGAAAGAAUGGUCGCAGUGGGAUAAAUUGAAUGAAAUUUGUUGGCUCUUAUUACUACGUGUAAUUAAGUCUCUUUCCGUCUGUGAUGAUAAUGAAAAAAAAAAAAAAAAAAAAAA
Molecule: messenger RNA, 3729 nt
Organism: Apis dorsata (giant honeybee)
Lineage: Eukaryota; Metazoa; Arthropoda; Insecta; Hymenoptera; Apidae
Product: phosphatidylcholine:ceramide cholinephosphotransferase 2-like
Exons: 6
Coding region: 125-1465 (446 amino acids)
Biological process (GO): ceramide biosynthetic process; sphingomyelin biosynthetic process
Cellular component (GO): Golgi membrane; endoplasmic reticulum membrane
Molecular function (GO): ceramide cholinephosphotransferase activity; sphingomyelin synthase activity
Source: RefSeq, a predicted model, not a curated record